AUGCUGUUGGCCACUAUAAAGGAAGAGAUUGAAAAACAAAAUGAUAAACAAACCCAAACCAUAACCGAGACUAUCAUCAAAACUAUUGAAGAGCAACUGUUACCAAUAAAAAAGGAAAACGAAGCUAUGAAGUCUGAGAUUUUGCUACUAAGAUCGAAAGUAAAAUAUCUGGAACUUGAAACGAGGAAAAAUAAUGUCUUACUGCACGGGGUUGAAGAAACUGAAAAUAACAAUCUAGAAUUAAUGAAUACUGUAAUAGAACUAUUAAACGUUCCCUGCACAACAGAACAAGCGGAGGAAGAGAAACACGACUGGGACAAAUGGGAACUUAGCAGCAUAUACAGAGUUGGGAAAAAGACAGAAGGCAAGAUAAGACCUAUAAAAAUUUCAUGUACCCUAACAUGA
Messenger RNA from Parnassius apollo (apollo), 405 nucleotides. Lineage: Eukaryota; Metazoa; Arthropoda; Insecta; Lepidoptera; Papilionidae. The record is from the annotation of a GenBank genome assembly.